Pangasianodon hypophthalmus (striped catfish) is the source of this 8461-nucleotide messenger RNA. RefSeq names its product zinc finger protein 292b (gene znf292b). The record is from RefSeq and is a predicted model, not a curated record. The transcript has 8 exons. Gene Ontology annotation, biological process: regulation of transcription by RNA polymerase II. Gene Ontology annotation, cellular component: nucleus. Bases 61 to 7926 code for a protein of 2621 amino acids. NCBI's taxonomy places the organism in Eukaryota, Metazoa, Chordata, Actinopteri, Siluriformes, Pangasiidae. Gene Ontology annotation, molecular function: DNA binding; DNA-binding transcription factor activity, RNA polymerase II-specific.
CGGGUUUUAGAGGUCACGUGGUGUUUGUGUGGUGCGUACGCGGCGCAACUGGAAGCGAAGAUGGCGGACGACGAGGAGGCCGAGCAGGAGCCCCGCUGCCAGAGCCGCAGUCCCUCCGUCCUGCGAGCGCUCUCGGCCCGGCUGGAGGGUUUAUCCGCGGCGCUGAGGAGCAGCGCGGAGCCUGCGGGGGAGCAGGAGCAGGAGCAGGAGGAGGCCACUGCACAUUACUGCCGGGCUUUCUGUCAGACCCUGGUGGAGUGUGUGAGUGUGUGGAGGUCGGAUGAGGACCCGUGGCCCGUGUUGGAGUGUUACCGUGUGGCGUUGUUGAGUUUUGCGCGAGUGUCGGCGCACCUCUCCGUCCUGAGCGAGAACGUCAGCGUGGUUCUCGAGAGACUCUCACUGAGCUGUGUGGAGCUGCUGCUCUCCAUAACUGAGGGUUUUCCAGAUGCAUUGUGGGAACAGUUUCAGUCCUCCAUACAGAUGGCUCAUGCGCUGCUGCGGGACAAUGGCGUCACUCAGCUGCAUCUGCUCUCCGCAGCCACCCGGGAGCGAGGGAUGUGGAGCAACAGCACACUACAGAGCCUUCUCAGAAACGAGAUGCCUCCAGAAGCAGAAGUGCGCGAGUUCCUGGCGCGUGAAGGUCCGGACCUGCUGCAGCUCAGGGUGAAGUACCUGAUUAAAGAGAGCUCCAUGGAGAGGGCGGCGCUGCUGGCUAAAGCCUGUGCUGAUUUCCGCGAGUUUGAAGGAAACAGAGGACACUUUAAACAGAGCUACCUCGUGUGUGUGUGCUCUUUCGCACCACAGGAGAUGCUCAUGGAGGAGCUCUCCCAGGUGGACUGUCGUGAUGCUCUGGAGAUGAUCUGUAACCUGGAGGCAGAAGGAGAUGAGAGAGGAGCGUUCACGCUGUGUUCAGGCUUCCUGACCCGACAGCUCCUGCAGGAGGACACGUACUGCGCCUGGGAACUGACACUUUUCUGGAGUAAACUUCUGAAGCGAUUGGAGUCUUCAGAACAGAACUUUUUGGAUAAGUGCCAGAAGAUGUCUCUACUCGCCAAAACUGUGUUCCACCUGCUAUUCUUUAUUAAAGUGAUCCAGUCUGAGUUGGACAAGAUUGGAUUGCCAGCCUGCAUUGAGAUGUGUAUACGUGCCCUGCGGAUGGAGUCCUGCGAGGGAGCCAACAAGGCCACCAUCUGCAAAACCAUCUCAUGCCUCCUGCCCUCUGACCUGGAAGUGAAGCGGGCCUGCCAGCUGACAGAGUUCCUCCUGGAGCCGACAGUUGACUCUUACUACGCCGUGGAGACGCUGUACAACGAGCCGGACCAGAAGCUUGAGGAGGAAAACCUUCCUAUACCCAACUCUCUACGCUGUGAUCUUUUCCUAGUUUUCAAAACUCAGUGGCCUUUUGAUCCAGAGUUCUGGGACUGGAAGACGCUAAAGCGCCAUUGUUUAGGUCUUAUGGGAGAGGAGGCAUCUAUCGUGUGCUCCAUCGACGAGCUCAACGACGAUCGCUUUGUAGAAGCGGAGCGAGAGGACUUGGACCUUGCGCCGGAGGAGUUCAAGGACGUUUUUGAAUGCUUUUUGGACACAACUAAUGAACUUAAGGAGAUAGCAGAUCAACGACAAAAAAACAGAGAAGUGAAAAAGUUGAGGGAAAAAGGAUUCGUGUCGGCUAGAUUUAGAAACUGGCAAGCUUACAUGCAAUACUGUGUGUUGUGCGAUAAAGAGUUUCUUGGACAUAGAAUAGUGCGACACGCACAGACUCACUUCAAAGAUGGGUGUUAUAGCUGUCCGAUUUGCACAGAGACGUUUGAAACGAGAGAAACUCUAGACCCGCAUGUUGCGUCACACGUAAAACUAUCUUGCAAAGAGCGCUUGGCUGCGAUGAAAACCACUAAGAAACUGACUGGUGCAAAAACUUCUGCUCCUGAUAUUGCAGCUCUGAAAAACAAAAGUGGAGAAAACCAGGCACGAAAAGCAAAAGAUAAAAACUGCAAUGGAGAGUCUGGCCAGCUGUACAAUGGAGAUGCCGUGAGCUCUCAGGUGGAGGUUACUGGAGUCAGAGUCAACGGGAGAGAGCGAAACAUUUGUCCUGUUCCAAACUGCAGAAAAGGGUUCAAGUUCUUUCGCAAUCUUCUCACCCAUGUGAAGGAUCACGGGGAUAUCGAGGAGGCAAAGCGCUUCCUCGAAUUGCAGACCACGAAGAUAGUUUGUCAGUAUUGUCGCCGUCACUUUGUUAGCGUCAGUCACCUCAAUGACCAUCUUCAGGUCCAUUGUGGCGCUAAGCCUUAUACUUGUAUUCAGUUGAACUGCAAAGCUAGCUUCGACACCAACGCUGAGCUCCUUGUGCACAGCAAAGGACAUCUGGUGUUUAAGGCCAAAUGCAUGUUUCCUGGCUGUGGAAAGAUUUUCAGCGAAGCUUAUAAACUCUACGACCACGAGGCGCAGCAUUACAAAACGUUUACUUGCAAAGUGCCUGGCUGUGGUAAAGUGUUUCACACUCAGUCUCAGUUAGAAUUGCACGAGGAGAGCCAUAACGCUAAGAAAGUGGAGACACAGACUGCCGAGAGCGACAGUGCUCAUCCUGUAGAGCCUCAGCCACACCUCUCCAGUGAACCAGCCAAGCAGGACGUUCAGCACGAUGUCCAUCCAGGGCCUCCAGUAAACUCCAGCUGCAUGAUGAGCCCUGCAGAUCACACGAGUCUGGUGAAAGUGAAGCACUCCGUUGAAAACAUGCUCAAUCCCGCUGGUCAAGGUCCCACGCAACCGUACGGCCUUGUAACGUGCAAAACCGAGCCACCUGAUCCAAGCCUUGUGCAGCAGCCGCAGAUCCCACACAUGGAGACCCAGCAGAUCCAACCUCCAGUAAACCCUCCCAUGCCUCACUUGAAUGAACCCAGACCUGAAGAUUCCUUGUUAGAUGUGUUAAUGAAUGAUCCAAUGCUCACUCCGUCAUGCCCACUUCCACCAGCACCUUCAUAUCAGAGCCUCCUAGAGGACUUCCAGCAAGCUCCGUCAGGAGAUGUUUUGCAAGCUCAGAUGGAGUCUGCUGUUUCCCAGAGUCACACCCAGCCCCUGUACACCAAUGAAAACACUGAAUAUGGGCAAUAUGAUCCCAACCCUGUAACCUCGAUUCACACACCGUACCCAGGUCCGUACGGAAACAGCAUGGUCCCCUUAACUCAGACUGCUCAUAAUGGUCCACCGGUAAUGCCCGUGUCUCAGAGGCUUCCUCCACAAGUCACCCCUUUUCCCACCAACAGACCGGUACAGCCGCUGCAGGCCAACACACUCGGUUCUGCAGUUGAGGAAAAGGACAGAUACAAAUGCGCAUAUGAAACGUGUUCUCGAGACUACAGCUCGUACAGAAGUCUAACCAAACACAUGAAAGCUGCUCACUGUGAGUUUUAUGCACAGUGGAAACUGGCAAGGAGGAACAAUAAAGUACCACCAAUCACGAGCAGAGCUGCAUCCAUGAAUGGGAAACGUGUUUCUUCAGAACCCUUACAGAACCAGCUGGGUCAGAGAACUCCUGCUCCUCUGACAUCAAUGCAGAAACCGCCCGCUCAGCCACACUACCCAGCAAGCUGUCUAAACUCAAGCUACCCCUCGGGGUCUUCUCAUUUACCCGGUCCUACUGGUCAGACUUUCCCAAACCAAAUGGACAGCAUAUUGGAUCCCAUUGUGCUCUCACAGUUAGGAAACGCUGCAAAUCAGCCUCAAAUAGCUCCUCACUCUUCGUGGAAUUCCGUCCCAAUGAACACUUCACUUCAGCAGCAGAAUUACCAUUCGCAAGCGAUGACGUCUUCUAGUGGUCAUUUCUCCUCGCAGUCACAAACCCAAGUGCCAAAUACCUAUAAUGGAGAAAUGGCCUACCCUUCUCUGCAGCAUCAGAACAAUCCCUCGUGUCGCUUCAUCCAGACCCAACCAGAUGUUACCCAAACAAUGAACAAUCCAGCCAAAAUAGGCCAUCCCAGUGAUUCUUCUCCACCUUCCUACAUUCAGCAACCAAAGACCAAUUCCGUACCCGUAGUCAAACAUACAGAGUGUGUCGUAAAAUUGGAGAGAAACCCAGAUUUGGUUCCAUCUCCUCCAAACACAUCACAACAAAGCAACCCUCCUGCAGCCAUGAACUCUCAAACUUCUCAAGACGAUACCAGCAGUUCCACACAUGAUGGCGACGUCAAAAAAAGGAAGCGAAGCAGCAGAACAAAGUGGCCUGCCAUCAUCAAAGAUGGCAAGUUCAUUUGCUGUAGGUGCUUUAGGGAGUUCCAGAGUCCUAAAUCUCUUGGAGGACAUUUGUCUAAACGUGCUGUCUGCAAACCCUACGAUGAAGCAGUUCUGUCUGCAGAUCUUCCUAGUUCGUUUCUUGAGCUUCUGAACUCUCCUCACCCAUCAGACACUCCCCAGUCCUCACCUUCUGCGCCGGUCAGCUCCAAUCAGGCUUGGCCUUCUCUGUCUAAAGGCCCUCUUGAUCCAAAAUUGUUUCCCAAUGUCACUUUUCUGAACACUAAAGCUUCCAUGUACAACAGCGACAGUAAGCCAAGCAGUGAAACCGUCCAGCAAAAUUCACCAAGUCUGGGUGAGUCUGUUGGUGCACGUCAGCAGACUUUUGCUGAAUCAUCUGUCUCUUACCCUCAAGACAGCCAAAACAGUGUGAUUCAACACACCGGAAAUAUCAAAGACAAGCUCAGUCAGCAUCAGAUGAAUUACACCCAGUCUCGCAACCCCUUCCCAAGUGAAACUGGUGCCUCAGAUCAACUUCUGUCUCGCUUGUUAACUGAAAACCAAACUUCUGACUCAAACUUCAGCAGGAGUCCCACUAAUCAUAUCGACAGAAUCCUUCAAGCCGAAACACUAAACAAGAUUAAGGAGAUUAAAGAAAAAUCUACCAUUACGAACGCUAGUGGAUUAUCCAAUGACGGGCUUCUCGCUGCCAUGGCUAGUCUUGCCCAAAAUCUGGUGUCGGAAAAGAGCGUCAAGGAAAGGCUUCGCGAGCAGAUAUUAGCUGGAGACUUCCAAAAAAGAAGCAGUUCAUGCCAAGGUCAAGGAGCUGACAACUCAAAUUUACAAAGUCCGAUGAUCGAUGUUCCGCACCACACGACGCAUGUAAUUCAGAAGGCUCUUCAAAGUAACGAGCAUAUUGUCGGAAGCGGUACUGAACCCGGUGAACGUUUCGUCCCAGCUGGAAGUGUAGUACCUGACGAGACCUCGAUACAGAUUCCCCUGGCUUGUGCUUCUCACAGCAGUGUAACAAAUGACGAUGAUGAAAUCACACAAAUUCAGAAAGCGCUUGAAAGACUGGAUCUGGAUAAGGAAAUACAAAACCAUGACCAGACUCCUCCUACCCCUCUAGAGACUGAAGGAGUAACUAGGUCCUCAGAAGCUGCAUACAGUUUUAUGGUACGAGGCUAUUCCUGCGACAGUGAUGGUUGUGGUUACAGAGCUAUGACAAAAGACGCCCUCUUCAAACAUCUCAUGAAACAGCAUAACUACACAGAUGACAUGCUAAAUCAGUGUCGGAAGGAACAGUUUAACUUUGCGCCUUUUAAUUGUCAACUCUGUCCCAAGACCUUCACACGAAACUCCAACCUCAGAACCCAUUAUCAAUCCGUUCACAAUUAUUCACAUGAGCAGGUGGUCAAGAUGGGGAUUACACGGCAAUACAGUCGAAAAUCCUUCGAGGCUGAUCAAAGUCUUUGUACCACUCCGAACAUUUCAGAUUUGCUCAAUCUAACAGUACCAAAGGUGCCCUUUGCUGGACAGCGGCAGCAUGCUGAGACCGGUACUGGUGUCCCGGGUUUGACACCUGGUGUUGGUAGCAUUAAAUCGGAUUUGAACAUUCAGCGUCCCGUUGCUUCCAUCGACUCUGGUAUCCCCGGGACUAUACAAAUAGCCCAGACAACUCCGCAGCAACUCCAGAGUCAGGCUACUAUGCAUCCAUCAGUGAUUAAGGCUGUUCCUUCUUUGCUAACCUCCUCAAGUGUGGAGCAGCAGUUAAAUCGGCCAAAUGGGUUUGUGCCAGGAUCUCUUGCACCUUCUCAGCACACCCAUGGAAUGCACUCUGGGGGUCUGUUGCCUUCUGGUGCACCAAUAACGGCCCAGACUUCUUCAGUCCCAGCACAGGCAGGUAGCCUGUCCCUAGAUAAGAAGCCCAAACUUGGAAAAACUAAAAUGCCAAAACCGAAGGAGGUGACCAAGAAGACUAAGGAGAAAAAGACAGACAUGGACGAUGUUUUUAGCCCCUAUCGGCCUUACCGCUGCGUCCAUCAGGGCUGCGUGGCUGCCUUCACGAUUCAGCACAAUUUGAUUCUUCACUAUAAAGCCGUACAUCAGUCCGCCCUUCCCAAAUUUGAAGUUAACGAAGCGGAUGACCAGAUCGAAGAGGAGGAGGAGGAGGAGGAGGAGGAGAAUAAUGAAAAUGAGGAGGAGAAUGACAUGCCUGAUGGUGAGGUCAGUGAAGUGACAGAGUUUCGCUGUCAAGUCAAAGAUUGCUCUCGAAUAUUCCAGGCCGUUACAGACCUGCUGCAGCAUUACCUUCAGCUCCAUAAACUUAGCCUUGACAGAGCAGGUGUCAUGAUGUCCGGUAUGAACCUGGGCAGGUUUCAGUGUGACCAGCCAGAUUGUGGUGCUACCUUCACUGGCUUCUGGAAGUAUGUUAACCACAUUGACAACGAACAUAAGAAGGUAAAGCUGUCCAGAACCGAGCCGGUUGAUGGAAUGUUCCAGUGUGAGGUCGAGGGUUGCGGCUGCGUUUAUACCACAAGGUCAAACUUACUGCGACACAUUAUGAAAAAACAUCAAGACCUUUACAAACUCCGACUGCUGAACUCAAGAGGGGUUAGACUUGGUCGUCCUCCAAAGAACAGUUUAGUCUCGCUUGAGAAGGAAAAUAGAGAAAUUAAUAAAAAACCUAUUCAUAAGGCGGGUGAGAAAAAGAGAAGGAAACAAAAGAACCUCUGGACGAAAUACGGAAACCCCAUCUUGAAAACGAAAGAGGAGGCCUCCGCCAUGUGCACCAAGAGGAUUCAGUUACAGUACCCUUGCAUGCUUAAAGGCUGUGAGACAGUCGCCGAAUCCGAGCGAAAGCUCAUGAAGCAUUACGUCCAGCAUGGCCUGCCGAAACAAUACCUGGAGGAGCAGAGGAGCAACUACAUCUUCUGCAAGAAAAUGCCUCGCUCCAAGUACAAACGAAUUGCGUCAAGAAGUGACGAUACCGACAAGUCUGAUGAAAGCUCUAUCGAGGCGUCUGAGAACGAGGACGCUGUGGACACCGGACCCAGCGAAUCGGAGUUCUCAAAGCCGACGUCUGAGAAGGAGAGCACCGAAGACACUGAAGUUUCCGACGCUAAAUUGUCCAGUGACCUGAGCUCGGAUAUCUCUGUGGUGGUGAAGCGAAAGAGAGGGCGUCCGCGCAAGGGGGAACGUGUCAAACACAUGCAGAUUGCACGCAAGAGAAUGACGAGGUUAAGAGCGGCGCAGACUCACUCCGUCAACUAUGCAGACAUCAACUCCGACUCCACUUCGUCCACCGCCACGCUGCCACAAGAGCAGAACGCGACGCUGAGCUCGUUCAAGCCGUUGGGCUUCGAGGUUUCCUUCCUCAAGUUCCUGGAGGAAUCGAGUCAAUCCACUGGAAAGAGGAAGAUGUCGUCUUUAACGGAUGUACACCCACACAAGAAAUUCCCAACCGUGCACCUAAAGACGGCCUCGGUGGUGUGCAGCAGGAUCAAUCCCGAUCAUCACUGCAGAGAUGUACUGAAACUUGUUGAAUUUAAGAACCCUCAGAAGCUAACUUCUCUUAGCAAGGUGACGUUCGAGGUGCACAGAGGGUUCUCAAACGUUUUCGAACUCUUGCUCAAGCAGCUGCAUGAUAUGCGACCUGCGGUGGUCAUUCAAAAAGAGGGCGUGUCCAACGUUACGGGGUAGAUCUCAGGACGGAGGAUGGAUCGAUAGCUCCAGUGUUGCUGUUUUUUGGGAUGUUAAAUGAUUAAUGAGUUCAGUGGGUUAUUAACUGUUGAUGUUUCGAUGCCCUUGACGCUGAAUAUGCUCCUGUUAACAUCUGCUAAUCCCUCGACAGGACUGUGUAUUAAACUUGUUUUUUUAAGAUGUUAAUUAAAACAGUUAAUGAUAUACCUCUUACGCAUGCCCUUAAAAAGUUAUCCGGCACAUGUGGUCGAUGUUGGAAAUGAACCCUUAGAGAAAGAUUUUAAUUGUCGCGGAUCCCUGUAGGAAUUUUAAAACGAACUAGCUUCUGUUGCGGUUGGACUGACGAUCCUGUAGUGCAGUGGUGAACUGUAGAUGGUAACCAUUUUAGUCUUGUUCAUCUUGCAUUGUAAAUUUUGAACGUCUAUAGCGUCGUGUCUGUGUGUGUGCACAUACUGACUCUCCGGAUAAUUUACUGCCACCAGCAGUCUGUACCUUAAACAACAGAGACCAAUUUAUUACAGCUUGCAUUUUCUAA